Molecule: messenger RNA, 1683 nt
Organism: Maudiozyma barnettii
Lineage: Eukaryota; Fungi; Ascomycota; Saccharomycetes; Saccharomycetales; Saccharomycetaceae
Exons: 1
Coding region: 1-1683 (560 amino acids)
Biological process (GO): biosynthetic process
Molecular function (GO): pyridoxal phosphate binding; L-alanine:2-oxoglutarate transaminase activity
Source: RefSeq, a predicted model, not a curated record
AUGUCCCAGUCUUUGUUAUUAUUAAGAAACUCUUCCUCAUUAUGGAAGAAAACCAUUCAAAAAUCUGCAUACAUAUCAUCAUACAUUAAUAAAACUAAUAUGUCCCCAUCAAUUCUAAUAAAUUAUCCAGUUUACAAUCUAAAGAGUUUUCAUACUGGUCCAGUGACGGGCUCACUUAAAGCACAACCUGCCAAGAAAGUUAUGAAAACUAAAUAUAAUUUCGAACCUGCUGAACCUUUGGCUAUUCAAGAUCUGAAUGAAUCCGUUCUAAACGCCAAAUACGCCGUCAGAGGUUCUAUUCCAAUGAGAGCCGAAGAAUUAAAAAUACAAUUACAAAAGGACCCUAAAUCGUUACCAUUUGAUAGAAUUAUUAACGCUAAUAUUGGUAACCCCCAACAAUUAAAUCAAAAACCAUUGACUUUCUAUAGACAAGUACUAUCUUUGGUACAAUAUCCAAACUUAUUAGAGUCCCUAGAGAAAUCUGGUUCAACCAAGGAAUACAAGCCCGAUGCUAUAAAGCGGGCUAGACAUCUAUUGAAUGCCAUAGGUGGAUCUGUCGGUGCUUACUCAAACUCUCAAGGUGUUUACGAAAUCAGAGAAACGGUCGCUGAUUUCAUAACAAAAAGGGAUGAAGAUGAACCAGCUUAUCCAGAAGAUAUCUUCUUAACUGCUGGUGCUUCCGCUGCCGUGAAUUAUUUACUAUCUACUUUAAGUAGAGGUCAUGAAACCGGUGUUCUUAUCCCAAUCCCACAAUAUCCAUUAUACACAGCUACUUUGGCUCUAAACAACACACAUGCAUUACCAUACUAUUUGGAGGAAAAGACUGGAUGGUCUACUAAUAUGGUAGAUAUCGAAAAGGUUGUCAAUAAGGCUAUUGCAGAUGGUAUUAAACCUUCUGUCUUAGUUGUCAUAAAUCCAGGUAAUCCAACGGGUGCUGUCUUAUCUAGAGAAUCUAUCGCUAAGAUUUUCGAAAUCGCCUCUAAACAUGGUAUAGUCGUCAUUGCUGAUGAAGUUUAUCAAGAAAACAUCUUUGGUGACGUCAAAUUCAUCUCCAUGAAAAAGGUUCUAAGAGAACUUCAACAUAACCAUCCAGGUCAAUUUGACGAUGUUCAAUUGGCAUCAUUGCAUUCUACUUCCAAGGGUGUCUCCGGUGAAUGUGGUCAAAGAGGUGGUUAUAUGGAACUUACUGGUUUCAGACCAGAGAUCAGACAAGUGCUCUUAAAAUUAGCUUCCAUCUCAUUAUGUCCAGUUGUUACAGGUCAAGUAUUGAUUGAUUUAAUGGUUUCCCCACCUCAAAAAGGUGACGAAUCCUACGAACAAGAUCAACUAGAAAGAUCUGCCAUUCAUUCAGAAUUGGAUAAGAGAUCCCAAUUACUGUACAAAACUUUCAAAAGUUUAGAAGGUAUCGAUUGUCAAAAACCUCAAGGUGCCAUGUAUUUGUUCCCUAAUAUUCAAAUGCCAUUCAAGGCCGUUCAAAAGGCUCAUCAUCUAGAUAUGACUCCAGAUGAAUUCUACUGUAAAUCAUUACUAGAAGCUACUGGUAUUUGUACCGUUCCAGGUUCUGGUUUCGGUCAAGUCAAUGGCACAUACCAUCUAAGAACUACAUUUUUGGCCCCAGGUGAGAAAUGGAUUAAGGACUGGGCUAAAUUCCAUAAGGAAUUUUUCAACAAGUUCCGUGACUAA